Synchytrium microbalum is the source of this 6402-nucleotide messenger RNA. RefSeq lists its product as uncharacterized. The record is from RefSeq and is a predicted model, not a curated record. The transcript has 22 exons. Gene Ontology annotation, biological process: reticulophagy; autophagosome assembly; piecemeal microautophagy of the nucleus. Bases 1 to 6402 code for a protein of 2133 amino acids. NCBI's taxonomy places the organism in Eukaryota, Fungi, Chytridiomycota, Chytridiomycetes, Synchytriales, Synchytriaceae. Gene Ontology annotation, molecular function: phosphatidylinositol-3-phosphate binding. Gene Ontology annotation, cellular component: phagophore assembly site; extrinsic component of membrane.
AUGAGCCUCUUAGCUCGUGCCGUGCAUUUCCUGCUCAAGCGAGCUAUUGGGCAGUUCCUACUCAAGGAGAUUGACUUGUCUGAUUUGGACGUUCAGAUUGGCAAUGGCCAUGUCGCACUACGAAACUUGGAGCUCAAUGUCGAUGUGCUGAAUGAACUGGCUUCCAACCUGCCAUUUGUUAUCACUGAAGGCAGAGUCAGUCUGAUAUCCGCCACCGUGCCUUGGAAUAAUCUAUGGUCGGGUCACUGCUCUGUUGAACUCGACGGCCUGCAUGUCGUAGUCAAACCCACAACCCAGGAGCCUCCUCACCAAACGGUUCGAUCGCCCGUAGAUGACUCGCCAGCAAUUAUGUCGUCUUCGCUUCACUUUGCCGACGACUUUUUGCAUCAUGAAGUAGUAGACGAUGCAGAACUCGAUCAGGCAUUCAAGCCUCGAAAACAAACCAGUUCCGACGUACGAUCUGCUGCACCUCCUCCACGUGUUGGAAGUGUGACCAGCACAGUUGAAUCAGAUUCUUCAGAUGGGUUGCAUGCAGUCGCAGGAUUUAUGGAUGCCAUACUGUCUCGAGUCGUAGUCACGGUCAAAAACGCCAUGAUCCGAGUCGUAUUUAGGUCUUCUUCAAGUCUAGCACCCCCAUCCACGUCGGCGACAAAUGAUUACCAUUUGGAUGUAUGCUUGACUCAAGCCUCCUAUGGAGGAGCUAGAGCUGAUGAUACCGUGACUGGUGUAUUAGACAAGGUAGUUAGAUUAGGACAGGCAUCUAUAAGUCUAAAUCAACUACAGGAGCCCGCAAUCACCAAGCGACAGUCACCGACUGAAUCCGAGGAUGUAUUCGAUAUGGAAGGAGUCAAUAACAGUCCAUCUGCACCAUCCGAUAAUACUGUAUAUAGUUAUCAAAGCGUCAUUAUGAUGAUCGGAUCUGAUGUGAAUUCGACAAGCACUUGGAUGCACUUUGCCUCGAAAAGUCCAAACGAUUCUGGUGCAAGCUUAUAUGCUAGUGCUAGUGAACAUGCACCAGCUAAAUCAUCCAUAUCAAGCACACACCCAAAAUAUGACUUGGCUUGCUACAUUCCAGGAGUCUGCUCAUUGCUUUUUCCAUGCCAUUUUCCAGUCAUAACGGAAUUGGCCAGUGUAAUUAUAGAUAGUACUCGACAAUCUGCUUUGAAUGGAGACUCUCAGAAUGCCAGUAAUGCUGCAUCUCCUUCGCCAUCAUCGCCACCCGACACUACAAGUCGAUAUAGAAGUAGUGGACCAUCCUCAUACUCGUCUCCUCGUGAUCGAGUUGUACCUCCAGGAGCAUGGACAUCACAUCGUAGCUCGUAUGAUGAUGUUUGGGGUGACGAUCCAGCUCCCAAUUUAUUGGAUGGUAGUUAUCUCACUGGACAUGGUGGUGAUGGCAUGUACACACCUGUAUAUGAUGCACUCGUUCGAGUCGGACUGUAUAUACGUAAAGUCGGAAUAUUUAUUGUCUUGAAUACUGAUAGCUUUAGUGAAGCAGAUGUAAAAUCCUUUUACAAGUCAUUUGCUGAAUCAUGUGGUACCUUGAAACCUGAUGUGGAUUUGACCACUUUGGAUCUUACAUCCUUGACUGGUUUGUCUGGUGAAAAGUACUUUGCAGACAAGGGCAUAUCGCCAGAUGCUGUUGGAGCGAGUCUCAAAGCCGGUCAUCUCAAACUGGAAAUAUCGAGUGUGCUUGUACAGGGCCAACAAGAGACGGAUGCAUUCUUUAGCUCUAGAUAUCAGGAAACAGCACGUAGACUUAUAUUAGAGCUUGCAGUAGACACAGGAGCUGUCUGUGAAUGGAUUACAGAUCGAAAUAUUGAUUCUGAAUCACAAAGAAGUGUAGCUACUCCAGCAUUCGAUGCUUAUAAUGAUAUUGUCAGCUUUGAUUUAUACUCUGAUCCAAGUCGUAUUCCAACAAUGCUGGCCCAACUCAAUCACAAAUAUCAACCUGGCGCUACAGAAUUCGCUCGAUGGCCUAGUAGACAUCGAUUAUCACAGCCAACUCAUUCGCUUCGAAGUUUAAAAGAUACUUCUCGCCCACAACGAGCCAUAUUUGCAUCGUUUGAACAAUCAAUACCGCUUCCUGAAACACCAAAUAGUGGUAGAAGACGCAGACAUACACCGCCACAAAUGUCCAUGGCAUCUCCGGUAAUGUCAAAUCAUCUCUUGAAUCAAGAUUUGAAGAUUGAAUUGGGUGUUGUACAUCUCAACUUGGAUUUGAGACUACUGGAUCGUGUAUCUCCACUCUUGAAGAAGCUCAAGAUACCGAAAAAACCUGUAGUCUCACCUUCUCAGCCAUUGUCGCGUGCUCAGAAUCAGUUCCAGUCUGAUUUUAUGCAACGAGAUACCGUGGGAUCAAUUAUACAAGAUUUAGAACAACGGGACGUAAAAGAUGGUUCAAACGUGGUCAAGACAAACUUCACGCUCAAGAUGCCUUUGGUGAGAAUAUGGUUGGCAUCUCCUGAUAUGAGACAUGUAUAUAAGCCUGCUUUGAGAGCUCGUGCAGAUAGAGAAUGUCAUAUACGACCACACAUGCUGGUCUUGGAUCUCAUUGACUUGCAUGCGUCAACAUCAAUGAGCACCAGAAAGUCGACGGGAGAUGGUGCACGUCUCAACUCUGACCGUCGUCAAUCUGAAAUUGGACGUGAAGCUAGCACUGAUGCUAAAGCUCAACUCUGGGAGUUAAAACUACGUGAAAUUGGGUUGUCUUUGGCCAAGAAUGCUGCAGCGAGGUUGCCAGGAGACUCGAAAUAUUCUUUUGAACGUGUAGUCUCUGUAAAGCCUAUUCUUCAUAUUGGUAGCAACUUGCAAGCUCGUACCACUGAACCAAGUCAGAUGGACUCUUCACAGAAUGUGCUUGUCAAACUCUAUGUUCAGGAUGUAUCCCUAUCUUCAGCAUUUGAGCAACAUAGUGUCUCAUCUGCUAUCGGCGAAGGCUUUCCACGUGUCAAUGAAGAGACUGAAGAAGAUUCUGGAUGGGGUUUGAGAAGCUGGUAUGAUUUGGGCUCGAGUCGAAAGGCUCAGCAACCUGAUGCCUCAUUAUAUGGUCAUCGAGAUAUGGAUGAUGAGCUGAUGUGGUUUAAGCAGAGAGCUAUUCGUGAAUCGAGAGUGUUUUUAAAUUGUCAGCUACCUCCAUUAGCCAUAACCUUACCCAAAGCUGAUUUCGAUAUAAUCCAACUAUUGGCUAACGAAUUAACAUUAUGGCAACCACAAACAAUCCAAUCUUUUGAAUUCAAUAUUCCAUCAGAUGAUGAUGAUACAUCUACCAAUCAGCAAAGUGAAACCACGUAUGCAACCGCUGAUGAUGAUUUCUCAAAUCCUGGUAAAUUUUCGUAUGCAAAGAGACCUACUGAUUUUACUGCUGAAGUGAUGUUUGAAUCAAUCACUGUCACCAUACAUCCAGAACGAGUUGCUCUCGAUAGACCAGAGUGUUGUGCAUAUGAGCUGUAUUUGCAAUCCUUAUCUGCAUUUAUUGUUCAAGGAUAUGAUGGGAAGCCAACAACUCAUGGAUGGUUGGACGUGGAUGAGGUAUCAAUGACGUGUAUAGACCCAUUUGAUGAUGUACCCACUCGCAAAGUCUUGUUUCGUCGAACCUUACCUCCUACAGUAAAGCUACAUCAGACUUCAUCCAUGCUGGUCUCAUCAUUUGUGAUUCACUCCGACAAGGACUUGAAUCAUAAGGACAUGUCUGCGAAUAUUGAGAUAUCCAGGUUUACAGCAUGGGCUCCACUUGACCCUUCAGUCGCACUCGAUAUUAUGGCAUUUGUUAAAGAAGCGCCUGAGUUGAUUUUCGUGGACAUUCCUACUCGAUCUACAGCUCUAUCUCUAGUCCUUGGGGACUUUUGCAUUACUCACGAUACACUAGAUGCUCCACAUAAAGUAGUCAGUGUCACAGACAAUCUCAAAAUCUCAACCAAGCUCAUGCCACCAGGAUUUCCUACCCAAACCAUCAAAGUCGUCAUGCACAAUUCCUCAGUAUAUCUUUUAUACGAUGACUCGACUUCUGCUGCUGAAUCAGCGGAGUAUUUGUUGGCAAAAGCCGUUGAUGCUGCUUCAUUGGGUGGAUAUACUAAUAUUCGCAAGUAUUGGACUACUUUGGGAUAUGUGGAUGUGGCUGCUAUUGAUUUUUUGGAUGUUUUGGUGCGAAAGAAUGAGCAGGAUAUGCUUCCUAAAGUUGAGGUGGAAGUCACUGAUCAUCAAGUCACUAUUGAUUUGUGUGCUGAUUCAGUUUCAACGCUUGUUGAACUGUUUCAGAUCAUUGGAGAAAAACUAGCAUCUCACAAGCAAGUGCAACCUGAAACUCCGGAAGAGCCUCAAGAAGAUGUUCCUGAUAACGAUACGAUGGCCAAUGUCGACCAAGAUGCAUUCAGGCAGACUCAACCUCGAACAUCAGAUUACGAUAAUGUCAUUGUCAUGGAUGACUUUUUCGGAGAUGAUUUACUAGAAGAGGACGAUGAAGAUAUUGUCUCACCAGUACAUAAUCCACGAACAAACACUGCUAGUAGAGCUCGACCUGGAGUUAGUGGUGCUGGAUCAGAAGAUAUCAUCAGAUGUUUGGAUGAGCCAGAGUCCUUCAAGUUUAUUGAGAAUCACUUUGAUAUGAUGAUGUCACUUCGAGAUCAGGAAACGCAGACUAAGAAGCAGGUGGAUCCAAUACAAACACGAAUCGUAGUCAGUGACUUUGAUAUCUGUCUACGAAUUCAUGAUGGAUUUGACUGGCCAGUAGUACGAGCCUAUGUAGCUGAACAAGAAGAAAUCGAAAAGAAACGACGUCGAGAAUGGCGAAAGGGUAAAUCACGUAGUAGUACUCGACCACCUGAAGGCGGUCAAUCAACUGAGUCAUUGGAGUCUGCUACAGAUAUGGACGAUGAUAAUCAUACUGCACCAUCUGAAUACAAUCCCCCACCGUCGUCUCGAAGCACAUCACGACCUAAAUCAGCUGGAACGUAUACUCCAAUGGGUGAUUCUAUGUUUGAUGAUUCCGAUAGUGUACAUUCCGGUACAACAUCCGGUCGACAGCAUGCCCACUCUGCAAAUGCAGCAGGACAUGCAGCAUCCUCAUCAGCAGCAGGAAAUGAUGCCAACAGAAGCACUCGAAUACAAUCACUCGCUCGAUCUGAAUCAAGACUUGAUUGUCGACUUGUGUCUGUACGUUUCGAGUAUGAUACGUACCCAGAGACACUGCAAAAGAGUUUCCGUGGCGUCUUGACGAUUCGAGAUUUCGAGAUUAUUGAUAAUGUACGAACGAGUCGAUGGCGAAAAUUCCUUAGUCGAUUACGUGGUGAAGGAGCCGAUCAAUGGAGCUCUAGUGUGAAUAUGUUGAGAGUUGAUGUGAUGGGUGUGCGAUCUGGUGGUAAAAAGUCGGAGGAGUUUAGGUUGAGGGUUCGAGUACUCCCAAUGAGAUUAUUUGUGGAUCAAGAUGCUCUUACAUGUUUGAUACGGUUUGCUACAUUUGCAAGUCCAAUCAAACGUCCGAGCAAUGGUGCUUCGAAGCCUGAUACUACCUUCUUCCAACUGGUCGAUAUACAACCCAUAUCAUUCAAAAUCGAUUACAAGCCCAAACAUCUGGACUAUUCCAACAUUAUCCGAGAUGGGAAAGUUAUCGAGUUUAUGAACUUGUUCCAUUUCGAUAGUGCUGAUAUCACCUUACGGGCUGUUCGACUUACAGGGAUUCGUGGAGCAGAACGACUAGUAGAACGACUCAUUAGUGAAUGGCUUCCUCAUGUACGAAAUACGCAAGUCCCACGAAUGAUGUCUGGCCUGUCGACAGUUCGACCUAUAGUCAAUUUGGGUAAUGGUAUUGCAGACCUAGUUUUGUUGCCUAUUGAGCAAUUCAGAAAGGAUGGGAGAAUCAUUCGAGGACUUCAAAGAGGUGCCAAAUCAUUCGCCAAAGCAGCAACUUUAGAAUCCAUCAACUUGGGUGCCCGCCUAGCAGUCGGUACACAAGUACUACUAGAAGCAGCAGAUGAUGUCCUCUCAUUUGAAGCAACUGGUGAAGAAGGAGAAGAAGGAGACAUACUCUAUUCAUUCGAUGAUGAUGGUGGAUCAAGUACUUCAAUUGGUACCAGUGGUAGUAGUAAUUCUGUGUCGGGAGCAUCAGCAACUCCAUCCAAAUUCUCCGAUCAACCACGCAAUGUACGAGAAGGAGUCGAGUCUGCUUAUCGCUCUCUGCGACGCAAUUUCGGAGAUGCUGCACGAACUAUAUUGGCUAUUCCGACUGAGAUUCAAGAGAAUCCUGGUGCUCAAGGAACAGCUGCAGCAGUUAUACGUGCAGUACCAGUUCUAGUCUUAAAACCGAUGAUUGGUACUACGGAAGCUGUUUCCAAGACUCUACUCGGGUUGCGUAAUCAAAUUGAUCCAAGUAAACAUCAAGAAAGUGAAUCAAAGUACAAGAAUUAG